AUGUUUAUUUACAAUCAACAACAACAAGUAGCCCAAAAUUCACUCCAACUAAUACAGCCUAAACCCUCAUAAGUACAUUCAAUUUAAUUCCAUUUAUUAAUUACAAUUUUUUUAUUCAUUAAUCAUUAAUAAAAAUAUAUAAUGUACAAUUUCAUUUUAUUUUUUUUACAUUGAAUACAUUGUUAUUUUAAAUUAAUUCCCCACUGCUGUCAAAUUUUAUUUACGCAUGCUUAAAGUUUUAAACAUAACCUCAAUAAAAAGAGAGUGAAAUACUUGACAAUUGUUUUAUUACAAUAAAUAUAAUCUUAAGAUUUAUUAUUUUUUUAUUUUACUAUUUACAAUAUAUUUUUAAUAUUUAUAUAACAACCAUGACAGAUGAAAGAAAUUUUCGUUCUUCGUAUUAUGAAAAGGUUGGUUUUCGAAGUGUUGAGGAAAAAAAAUCAUUAGAAAUAUUGCUAAAAGAUCGUCCAUAUGACAAAGCAAAAUUAAAAUAUUUUUGUCUUAGAUUUACUGUACCAGUAACACAUCGUAAUUUUGUAUGGAAAUUAUUACUAGGUAUAACACCAAUAUAUACUGAAAGUGAUGAAUUUAUUGCUAAACAAAGAAAAAUGGAAUUUCAUGAUUUACGUGGUGCAUUAAAUAAAACAAAAAUAGUCAAUGAAACAACAAAACCACAUCAGGUAUAUUUAACAAUGUGGUUAUUACGUACAAGAAGAGCUAAAAUUGAAAUGACAACACAAUUAGAAACACCAUUAUUUAGAUCAAUGAAUAGAAUGGCUGAAAGUUUAUGGCACAUAAUGGAAGGUGAUCAAAAUUAUGAUAAUAUGGUUGAUAUGUAUUGGAUACUACGUGGUUUUUUAGAUCAUAUUGAAAAUUUUCAUAAUGAUAUUAGAAAACUAUUUGAAUGUACAUUUACAUUAUUAGAUAAAGAAGAUACAGAUUUAUAUAAACAUUUGCUAAAAUUAGAUGCAUUAAAUAAUAUACCAUUUGAUGAUUGGUUUUGUUCUUGUUUUGCUGGUACAAUUAGCAAUACAUCAAUACCAAAAAUUUGGGACAAAAUUGCUGUUGGAGCUUAUAAAAUUUUAAUAUAUGUUGCUGUUGUUAUUUUGAUGACAUUUAAAAGAUCAUUGCUUCUCUGUGAGAGCAUGGAUGGAGUACUAGAUACAAUAACAUAUAUAAAUGAAGAAACUUCGGAACUUGUUGUUAAUAAAGCUAUUGAAUUGUGGCAACAAAGUGGCUCUUGUCCACAAAUACAAUCACAAUGAAUUAUUAUAAAAAAACAAAAAAAAUAUAGUUAUUUUAUUGUUAUUGGUUUUUAAUUUUGUUUUUUUUUUUUUCAAGUAUUUAAAUUUUUUUUUCAUUAUGAAAAUAAAACUUGAAUUUUAUAAAAAUAAAA
Messenger RNA from Aphidius gifuensis, 1396 nucleotides. It is a transcript of the gene TBC1d7, whose product is annotated as TBC1 domain family member 7-like. The coding region runs from base 369 to 1265 and encodes 298 amino acids. Gene Ontology annotation, biological process: activation of GTPase activity; negative regulation of TOR signaling. Gene Ontology annotation, molecular function: GTPase activator activity. The record is from RefSeq and is a predicted model, not a curated record. Lineage: Eukaryota; Metazoa; Arthropoda; Insecta; Hymenoptera; Braconidae. The transcript has 5 exons.